Molecule: messenger RNA, 2694 nt
Organism: Symbiodinium natans
Lineage: Eukaryota; Dinophyceae; Suessiales; Symbiodiniaceae
Source: the annotation of a GenBank genome assembly
AUGGAUGCAAUGUCCAACAUGAAAGACCACAGCCUGCAGUUUCUGGAGGACCUGUGGCAAGAUGCCAAGAGCAUCCUGACGGAAGAUCUGGACUUUGUGCACUUCGGGGCGUGCUGUGCUUUGGCAGCUGCUUGCUGCCUGACUGUGCUGGCGCUGCUGCUGGCCUGGGGCCGGCGACAGCAGCGGUGCUUUGCUUGGGUGCCGCCGCAAGACCCAAGUGAGAGGUCUGCGCCACCCAGGACGGUCUGCGUCGCCUACACCCCGCUGCAAAGCGGGGAGGAGAGUGGCUUGGAGGGCUUGGAGGAUAACGCAUCGGUGCCUAGCUGUAUGCCAGUCCUCAAGGCGGUCAUUGUCUUUGUGGUGUCCUACGCCUUGCUGGGAGUUGGCCUUUUCUUGUCCAUCUUCAGUGCAAUCCUGGCGACUAAGGUGCUGAUGGAACAUUCACAAGCCAACGGUGCCAACUGGCCCGCCUUCAAGACCUUCGCCCUUUUCGCUGGCGCGGCCCUUGCCGGGCUGGGUGUGGUGGCUGGGCUCUUCGCCAGCUCCUUGAAGCAUUUGAGGCACCAGGAGGUGCAUGGCUCCGAGUUCUUCCAGGUGGACACAGAAGAAGCAGUCCGCCGCUGGAAGAUGGACCCGCUGUCAAUCAUGGAGGACCGGGCGCAGCGUGUCUUCGCCGUUUGGGAUGACACCAAGGCAGCGUGGCUGUCGCGGCCAGCUGUAAUCAUGGCCAUCAUAGCCCGGCGUAGGGCUUCGUUUCUGUGGGACAUUGGUUCAGACUUGCUGGUGGCACAGCAUCUGUGGGAGUUUCACCAGGAGCUGGCAAUCACCACCUGUUUGAUCGUCACGCUACCCUACCUCAUGCUGCCGGCCAUACUGGGGCCAUCAGGUUUGCAGCGCCUUCUGUGUGCGCUGCACCCCAGUCUGACCACGAUGCUCCAGCGCUUUCGGCAUCGACCAAUCCUGGAAGGCAUCGUUUUUGCGGCUCUCGCGGUUCCUGGUUUCCUGCUGGUGGAUGUGAGCUUCGUGCUGCAGCACCUGCUCUCGGAACCGGUGACACCCGCCCUGUUCCACUACUGGAAUCUGCGGUCCCUGGUGGAAGCGGCCUGGGAGUCCAACCUCCAGGUGGCAUUGCAAAGCUACAUCUGGAUGCGCCAGGAGAAUCUGUUUGGACUGAUGGCCCCAUUCUCAGAUGUCUCAUCAGUCAGCAUCGUCUUGGUGGUACUGAGCAUCGCCACGAGUGCCCUUGCUACCCUUGAAGGCGUGUCGAACUUGUCGACUUUCGCAGCUUUGCAGACUGGCGGCAGCCGGUGGCGCUUCGUGCAAGCUAUGCUGCGAGGAGGACAAGGCCUGGCACCGUCCAACUUGUUGAAUGACGUGAUGCGACAGGAGAGGGUGGAGGUGGCCGAGGACCUGAUGGAAUUGUCAAGCGACGGAUGGGCGUCGCUCUGCAGGGCCGCAGGCCAUUCCAAAGUUCUGCGGAGUCUGUCCUUCGACGGAAGCUUUCUGCAGAAGUUUGUGGACGCAAACUUCUCUCACACACAGAGCAGCUUGGGUUUCAUCUUCCAGAAUCACAAGCUGCAAGAGCUCCGCAUCGCCAACCUGCCGCAGCAAUACCAGCGGACUGUGGACGCUCUGACUGCUACCCACCUGGCUCUUGAGCACAGCGAGUUGCGCCGAAGAAUGGCUGCCGAUCCCAUCUUCGCGGCGGCGGUGCAGGGCGACGUGGAGCCGCUGCAGCGUCGCCCGACCGGGCCCGGGCUCCUGCAGGACCUGGCGCUCUACGGCCAGGCCCGGGCCCUGCAGGUCCUGCUGGUGGAGGCCAAGCACAGCUCCACGGAAAUCGCCACAGCACUCAAAAACGCAGCACGGAACGGCCACGGGGCCGCCGUGGAGCUGCUGCUCCGGGCCAAGGCCGAUGCUGCGCAGGGGCCAAACGGGGCCUUCCCGCUGCUCGUGGCGGCCCAGAAGGGACACGCCGAGGUUGGGAGGCUGCUGCUGGUGGCCAAAGCCGAUCCUAUGCAGGUGGAGCCGCAAAGCGGGGCCUUCCCGCUGUUCAUGGCGGCCCAGGAUGGGCACGCCGACCCCGUGAGGCUGCUGCUGGAGGCCAAGUCCAGUCCUGUGCAGGUGAACGUGCAAAACGGGGCCUUCCCGCUGCUCGUGGCGGCCCAGAAUGGGCACGCCGACCCCGUGAGGCUGCUGCUGGAGGCCAAGUCCAGUCCUGUGCAGGUGAACCUGCAAAACGAGGCCUUCCCGCUGCUCGUGGCGGCCCAGAAUGGGCACGACGAGCCCGUCAGACUGCUGCUGAAGGCCAAAGCCGAUCCUAUGCAGGUGGAGCCGCAAAGCGGGGCCUUCCCGCUGUUCAUGGCGGCCCAGGAUGGGCACGCCGAGCCCGUGAGGCUGCUGCUGGAGGCCAUGGCCGAUCCUGUGCAGGUGAACGUGCAAAACGGGGCCUUCCCGCUGCUCGUGGCGGCCCAGAAGGGACACGCCGAGCCCGUGAGGCUGCUGCUGGAGGCCAUGGCCGAUCCUGUGCAGGUGAACCCGCAAAACGGGGCCUUCCCGCUGCUCGUGGCGGCCCAGAAUGGGCACGCCGAGCCCGUCAGACUGCUGCUGGAGGCCAAGGCCCAUCCUGUGCACGGGGGCCCGCAAAACGGGGCUUUGCAGCUCGUGGCGGCCCAGAAUAUUGUCAUUUUUUAA